AUGAAAUAUAUCAUUGCUGCAAUUACAAGUUGGGUGGAGUUCUUUUAUUGAAGUCUAUUUUUUCCCUGCUUAAAAAAAAAUCUUUUGGUGAGCUAUAUGGGCUUAUGCCUGUGUGUGGGAGGUGAGUGCAUGCGCAAGCUAGCCAUGCUGACUGCUCAGGGGAACUUCAACCAUGUGGUACAGAGUGUGCGACGCAGUGAUCAUGAACUGGUCACUCAUGGAGUCUACAGGAUCUGUAGACACCCUAGUUAUGUGGGCUGGUUCUACUGGUCCAAUGGCACUCAGAUGAUACUGGUGAAUCCACUCUGUUUUGUGGCCUACAUUACACUGGCGAGCUGGAAGUUCUUCAAUGAUAGGAUAACUGUGGAGGAGCUGACACUGCUCAACUUCUUCGGAGAGAAGUACUUGGAGUAUCAGGACAAGGUGGGGACAGGACUUCCUCUCAUCAGCGGUUAUAGGCUGGAGCAGUGAUCUCUCCUGGAGACAGCAGAGUCUGUCAAUCCAUCAGCUG
Messenger RNA from Homalodisca vitripennis (glassy-winged sharpshooter), 511 nucleotides. Its product is annotated as protein-S-isoprenylcysteine O-methyltransferase-like. Gene Ontology annotation, cellular component: endoplasmic reticulum; membrane. Gene Ontology annotation, molecular function: protein C-terminal S-isoprenylcysteine carboxyl O-methyltransferase activity. The record is from RefSeq and is a predicted model, not a curated record. Lineage: Eukaryota; Metazoa; Arthropoda; Insecta; Hemiptera; Cicadellidae. Gene Ontology annotation, biological process: C-terminal protein methylation.